This is a messenger RNA of Trifolium pratense (red clover), 1068 nucleotides long. Its product is annotated as transcription factor MYB114-like. Bases 164 to 853 code for a protein of 229 amino acids. The transcript has 3 exons. The record is from RefSeq and is a predicted model, not a curated record. Lineage: Eukaryota; Viridiplantae; Streptophyta; Magnoliopsida; Fabales; Fabaceae.
AAGGUGCAUGAUACUGUGCCUUUGUCCCUUCUCAUUGUAUUUAAAAGUUGGGUAAGAGUUUGUGUGUGUAUACAUAUAAACUUGUGUGUUACUUUUAGGACCAUAUAAAAUUAAUUGAGACAUAGGUGAGCACAUAUUGCAACGAUACAAUAUAUAAUAUACAAUGCAACAUUCAUCAAGUGAUGUGGUAGAAUCAUCAAGUUUGAGAAAAGGGGCAUGGACUAAAUUUGAAGAUGAGCUUCUCAAAGAUUGUAUUCAACGUUAUGGGGUGGGGAAAUGGCACUUAGUUCCUCAAAGAGCAGGAUUGAAAAGAUGCCGCAAGAGUUGUAGAAUGAGAUGGUUGAACUAUCUAAACCCAAAUAUCAAGAGGGGAGAAUUUAGUGAAGAUGAAGUUGAUUUGAUGAUCAAAUUGCACAAUCUUUUAGGAAACAGAUGGUCCUUAAUUGCUGGAAGACUUCCCGGAAGAACUUCAAACGAUGUGAAAAAUUAUUGGAACACCUACAUGCGUAGCAAAAAAGAGAAGAACAAAAUGAAGGAAAAAAUAGAAACAAUGAAACCACAUGAAGUGAUAAAGCCUCAACCACGAACUUUUUCAAAACCAAUGUUGGAAUUGAAUAAAUUUAUUGCCUCAAAUGAUCAUAGUUGUUCCAAAGUUAAUAUGAAUGAAGAAUUAGGUGCAACUUCAUCAGGAACAUGCAAUUGGUGGAAAACUUUGUUAUUCGAUGACAAUGAAGAUCAUAACAAUCACUUAUGUGAAAUGGACUUUUGGGAUGAUCAAGAGCUUAAUUCAAGAAUAAAUUCUUUUGACUUUCUUGAAAGUCAAACUUGGAGUGAUUUUCUUGCUCAAAUUUGAGCAAUAGUUGAGUAAAUUAGAGACAAAAAAAUAAUAUAAAAUUGGUUGCUAAAUUAGAGAUGAAAAUCAUCUUUUACCGUCUAUAAAUUUCUGUUGUUAUUUUAACUUUUUCUAGUAAUGAUGUGUGAUAUUAUUGAAUAUGUAAUAUGUGUACUACUAUCUCAAUUGUUUUUUUAGUUAAGAUUUGAUUAAAAAAAAUUGUUUUUGCGAAAAAA